GAUCUUUACGCUGCUUAUAAAAAUACUCAAUUUUUAUGUAUUUGAAGUUUCGCAUGCUGACGAUACAAUGACGCUCAAACUAGUACAUGUGAUCUGGCGACACGGGGACAGAUCACCCACAAUAACAUAUCCUACUGAUCCAAUCAAAGAGGAUAACUGGACAUUUGGUGGAGGAGGAUGGGGGCAACUUUCCCCUUUAGGAAUGAAACAACAUUUCGAUUUCGGAAAACAAAUGCGGCAAUACUACGUUGACACGAAUUUUCUUAGCAAAACAUACAAUUCUAAAGAGAUUUAUGUUCGCUCCUCAGACGCUAAUAGAACAAUUAUAUCUGCUAUGACGAAUCUGCUUGGCAUGUAUAGCUAUAAUAAUAAUGCAAGUGUCAACGGAACAGACUAUCCCGAUGUGGAUGGUUGGCCUCAAGGGUUUAUUCCAAUUGCAGUGCAUACCAUCGAGAAAAGCACUGACCAUAUGCUUGUUUCACAUGCUCCGUGCAAGCGUAUGAGCUGGCUGCUUGAAGUGCUACGAAACGAAUCUGAGGAGGUCAAAGGAUUCUUAGACAGAACAGAAGUAAAAGAAGUGUUCAAAAACGUGUCUUUGAAUGCUGGCUGGAACUACGACGUGAACAGCUUGUGGCAAGUGCGUGAUGCAUGGAAAAUUGAGCAUGCGCAUGGCAUGAAGCAACCCGAUGAAGGUGAUUGGUACACUAAAGAGCUGUACGAUAAGGUAGCCGUCAUUUGUGACAAAAUUCAACUUUUUGACAACGGAAUCUAUGAAAACCCUCCCAUAAUAAUAAGAAAUGUUGACAUUGGUCUUGAAUUGCAAAAAAUACGUGGUGGCUCACUAUUUAAUGAAAUAAAUACACAUAUGAACAUGAAAAUCGAUUGCCUAAAUCGAGCACGACCUGCAUGCCGUUGGAUUAAUGGUCUCAAGUACCACGCCUAUUCGGGUCAUGAUACUACCAUUUUUGCAUUUCUCUCCAUCAUGGGAAUUCAGUCAAAAGUCGUUGUUAGCGGAGGAUAUCCAGAUUACACUGCAGCUGCAUUUGUUGAAUUAUAUAUAGACGCAGAUGGCGAACCUUACUUCAGGAUUUUAUACCGCACUAGCGAUGUAAAUAACACAAUUUAUCCCGUGACGCAUUUGAUAAAUGAAUGUGAGGGAAAGGACUAUUGCAAACUGGAAGUGUUCAGAUAUUUUGCUGCAAAAUCGAAACCAGACCAGGACUUAAUUGAGUGGUGCGAAAUGAAUCCGUGGGAAGGCACAUCAAGUUCAAAAUUAACCACGAUUCAAGCUACCAUUUUUGCUGCAUACAUGUGGUAUCAAUCCUGA
This is a messenger RNA of Cylicocyclus nassatus, 1327 nucleotides long. The record is from the annotation of a GenBank genome assembly. NCBI's taxonomy places the organism in Eukaryota, Metazoa, Nematoda, Chromadorea, Rhabditida, Strongylidae.